CGCUGUUUAUCCUGGGUAGCACGAAUCUCGACGCGCUUACGAAAGGAAUGGGGAAGAGGGAAAGGGCUGCUCAUAGAUGCGAAGGGAAGCGGUAGGAAUUGGUUCCGUGAGGAUUCAAUCUACUGUUGGCGCGUUCGAUUCUGUUCCGAAGGUUUGUUCAUAGAGAUUUUUGAAUUGGAUAUUGGCUACCUGCAACAUUUGGGAAUCUCUGUAGUUUAAAAAGGAUGGAUUCUGAUAUGGUGAUGGAAGUUCCAGAUACUCCUGAGAGGGCUUCAUGUACCCGUGGAAUUGAUGAUAAAACAUCUUCUUCUAACCAUUAUUUGGAGCCAGUGACCCGAACCUACUCUCGCCAAAUGAAGAAUUCUACUCUCCAUGGCUUUAAUGGUAAUGGCAUUACACCUGCGGAUAAUGAUUUUUUGUUCUCUCAAGCCAGAAUAGCUCGAGUUAUUUCUGAAAUCCCUCAUAAUGAGACGAAUCUGAAGACUAUUGAUUUGAGUGAGGAUACCCCUAUUAGAUGCAGAAGCUCAAGGAACAAGGAAGAAGAGAAGCAUCUAAGCGGGCAGAGAGAAAGAAAUCAAAUCACUGGUUAUCGUAAACCUGGUUUAAGUUCAUCAGCAUCAAUGGAGGUUCUUAGGAAAGCGAAGCAUAUUGCAAGCAACUCAAAAGAUUUUGUUAGCUCCAGUAACACUGAUGAGGCACAAAAUCCCAAAUUUCAAAAGACUAUUGUUCAAAAACUGAACUCACAAGCUACUAAUGAGCAGAGAAGUUCUUCCAAUCAUGACAUUGAUGCAGGAGCUGGAGCUGGAGUGGGCACAGUUUCUCGACCUAUCACGAGGUCAACAGAUCUUAGGCCCGAAGAGUUGGUUUUGCGAGUAAAAAAUAUGGGGCAUAAGAGGCUAGUUCGUAAUGGGUGCAUUUCUCCAUCCAACGUAGCAAGAUAUAAGAAUGAUGCGAAGGAUAAAGGGAUUGACGCACGAAAUGCCGUUUCAAUUGAAAAGCAUGACAAUAACUCUUGUCAGCCUGUACACCGAAUGCGUUCUGAAGGCAGGACUGCUGAUAAAGGGAAAGGAAAGGAAGUAAUGAAUGAUGAGUUUUUAGGUACUUCUCAACUUUUUGUAGCCAGACCACCAUACAGAAGAUCUUGCUUGAUGCCUCAAAUGGACGUCACCAUCAUUUCAGACAUGGAUUAUGACACUGAUAGGAUUCAGAUUGAUGGAUUUGAGGGAAAACAUAGGCAUUUGGGAAGUUCAUCUCUUCUUCCUUCUCAUGCUGCCCAUAUUUCUGAGGGCAAGAAUAUGUCUCAUCAUUUAUCUAAUUCCAGGGGUGAAAAUACAAAAUAUGCUCUUUCUAUUGAUAUCAAACCCGAAGAAAAUGCCUCACAAUCUGGACGAAAUAUUACUCGAGUUCAAGGAUGUUUCAAAUUGAACUCGGAAGCUCCACCGCUUACAGGGAAACGUAAAAUUAACUUUAUGCCCUCAAAUGCUGGCGAAUGUUCUAGCUCAACUAUUGAUAGCCCGAGGAUAUCAUAUGAUCGAACAUUCACUAAACCUUCAUACCAAAGAUCAACAAGAAGCCGGAAAUUAGUGAGAGUUGAUACCGAAUUAGCUCCAAUUGUAGAGAUUGAUGAAAUCGAAAGUAAUACCCAAGAGGGAACCCGUGAACGUUUAGAUGAAUCUAUUGCUAGAUCUAUGCAACUUGAGUCGGAUGAGAUACUAGCUCGACAGCUCCAAGAACAAUUCUACCUGGAAUCACCAACAGUGGGAGCUAUAGAGAGAGAGGCCUCCCUUCCUCCUUUGUUGGGAAGACCAAUAUUUCCUAAUUCAUCUACAAGGCAGACUUCACGAUCACGAACAGAAAAUCGAGCUGGCCGUUUAAGGAGAAACAUUAGUAGGCCUACCAUGAGUUUGGAAGAGAGGUUUCACUUUCUUGAAGCCCUUGAAGCUGCAUUUGAAUAUGACAAUGGCCUGGAUACUCCUGUACAUUUUUUCGACGCACAACGUGAUUUUAACGAGAAUGAUUAUGAGAUGUUAUUGGCUCUUGAUGAUAACAACCGCCAUCUUGGUGCAUCUGAGAGGCAGAUCAACAGAUUGCCUCAAUCCUUAUUCCAGAGUACUGAUUCUGAAGAAGCAUGUGUUGUUUGCCUUGAGACUCCUGUUGUUGGUGAUGCCAUCCGUCAUUUGCCAUGCUUGCAUAAAUUCCACAAAGAUUGCAUUGACACAUGGCUUAGAAGGAAGCGAUCCUGUCCAAUAUGCAAAUCUGGCAUCAACUGAGGAAAUUCCAUGCCUUGCCUGCAUUAGAUGUUGAAUAACACCUUAUUGUUCAGUCUAAAAGUAGAGCCAAUUGGUAUACAAGUGGAAAUAGAGAUAGAGAUAGAGAGAGAGAGAGUUUAGAAUGUUUCAUUUAUUGCUUCUUUAUAUUAUUUCUCUCUCUAGUUUUAUAUGCCAUUUGGCAUUUUAAGAAGUAGAAUUUUUUUUUGUUUUGUUGUUUUUUUGGU
This is a messenger RNA of Phalaenopsis equestris, 2494 nucleotides long. RefSeq lists its product as uncharacterized. Bases 225 to 2270 code for a protein of 681 amino acids. NCBI's taxonomy places the organism in Eukaryota, Viridiplantae, Streptophyta, Magnoliopsida, Asparagales, Orchidaceae. The transcript is spliced from 8 exons. The record is from RefSeq and is a predicted model, not a curated record.